Molecule: messenger RNA, 1947 nt
Organism: Linderina pennispora
Lineage: Eukaryota; Fungi; Kickxellomycota; Kickxellomycetes; Kickxellales; Kickxellaceae
Exons: 1
Coding region: 302-1786 (494 amino acids)
Biological process (GO): regulation of glycogen biosynthetic process
Cellular component (GO): protein phosphatase type 1 complex
Molecular function (GO): protein phosphatase 1 binding; glycogen binding
Source: RefSeq, a predicted model, not a curated record
GCGAGGUCUUCCUCUCUAGCCCUCGUUUUUUCUUUUGAGUAGGCCAACGAUUUUAUUAAAACAGCUUCCCUUCUGUACCCAUUUCCCUUACACACUUGUACCAACACCACGAUUUCUAUCCCUUUCCAAUAUUAUAAGAAAAAAGUUGUUCUGUAUACUUGUCCCCUCCCCUCUGCCGGAUCUCAAUAUACCCCCUCGUAUUUCAAGCCUAUAUCAGCUCUUUCUUGAUUGAUCCACGUCUGUUUCUCCUCCUCAUUUCAAAUACCCACACGGCUUCAUAUCUACACAUAUUCCACACACCAUGUAUAUUCCGGCAUCAAAGUCGUCUUUUAUGUGCAGCGGACGCAGCGUGAUGCUGAACCGUAGCAACAGCACAACUGCAACCACCACGGUGGGAAAGCAUGAGGGUGGGGCACCGCUCUCACUUAUUCUACAGAGCCACACAUCGUCAGCCGCCAAGCGCGCCCAGGCACGGCCCACAUACACUCCUCCGGCUGUGGUGCGCAAGAACUCUGGGGAGAUUGUGCGCUCCUGCCUCCGCAAGCGUGCUACCUCCGAGCCCAACCUCAGCUCGAUGCAGCAGCCGUCCAAGUUUGUCCACUUUGGAGCGGACUUGGAGCGCGUGCGGUGGUUCCUGAAGGCCCAGAGCCCCGAGAGUGUCCAGGCAGAUGCCUCGCUUGACGACGAGCUCUCACGCGCAUCGACACCCGUGGAUGCAGCACACACAGCUGCUGCACGCCCUGCCAUGGUGCGGCUCACAUCCAUCCGGCGCCCGACACCCUCGUUCAUUGUGUUUGAGGAGAGCCCGGUUGUGCUGGAGCGCAUGGACCUGGCUGACAACAAGGCCUCAUCGGCCGUCAUCUCGGGCACCAUCAAGGUCCACAAUCUGGCGUACGAAAAGAACAUCGUGGUGCGCUACUCGCUUGACGAGUGGAAGACCACCCAGGAGGUCUGCGCCAAGUACCAGCGCACACUGGCUGAGCCCUCAGGCCCGCGCCCCGGCAUCGACCGCUUCACAUUCUCGCUGCCGCUGCCGGCCUCGGCCAUGGUUCAUCUGCCUGCUGUCGUUGCGCUGUGCGUGCGCUACGAUGUCGGCGGUGCCGAGUACUGGGACAACAACAAGGGCUCCAACUACAUGGUUAAGGUAUCGCACCCUGCCCUGCCUGCCAUCGCCGACGACGAUGCCGACCACCCCAUGAUUGCCAUGAAGUGCAGCGCCGGCUACUCGCAGGAGCUCAGCGCGCCUCGCCGCCUCACGUUCAACGAGACUGCCUCCGCCCCGUGGGUACCUACUGCCAUGGCCUCGUACUCCAACCCAACCCCGGCCGACACUCGCCGAUAUAUGGCCAGGUCCGAGGCGCUAUUUGCUUCCCCCUCCCAGCGGGCAUCUGCCAGUAGCAAUAGCCCGUCUAUUGAUGCCUUCACUCAGCAGCCGCCCAUGUACACGCAGCAGGCGUUCUCGCCGCUGCAGCCAGGGCUGCCGAUGUACCAGGAUGUUGCGUGGUGCGGAACCGACUUUACCUCCUUCGACUAUGCACCCCCGGCGUACUAUUACCGUCAGCCGAGCGCAGCUGUGUCGCCAUCUUCCCUGUCACCUGCCAACAUUGCGCGCCUGUCGUCGCCUGUUGCCCAGCAGCUGGCGGCCCGCUCGGGCUCGCCACUUGCCACGCCCAUGCGCACUGGCAGCCCCAUCAACCACCAGGUGUUUGGCCCCAGCGGCGCUUUGCGCAACAGCUCGCCGCUGACCUGGGCCCAGGGAACCACGGCCUCGGCACUGCAGUGCUAAAAACAACUGCAGAUGCAGCAAUUUAUUGGCGUUUCUACCAGCGCUCGGCUGUCGAUGAAAUUGCUUGGGGGAGGUUUGUCGGGUUGGGUUCGCUGCGGUUGGGCUCAUUUUUCAAUGAGCGUGCAUUAUCCUGCCGCAUCAGUUUACCACCCUCGGGGGCG